Molecule: messenger RNA, 752 nt
Organism: Anastrepha ludens (Mexican fruit fly)
Lineage: Eukaryota; Metazoa; Arthropoda; Insecta; Diptera; Tephritidae
Exons: 4
Coding region: 1-525 (174 amino acids)
Source: RefSeq, a predicted model, not a curated record
AUGAAAGCACUAAUAAUUUCUGCAAUAUUCAUCGGAUGUGUUUUUAUUAUUGCGGUGCAUUCAAAAGCGGAUUUUACGAAUAUAAAAUGCAUUGAUUUCGAUAAGACUUUAAUGUACUUCGAUAUCUGUUUGCUGAAAUCUGUUAAUCGCACCUACAAAUACUUGACAGUACGGGCGCAAUAUCCAAGGCAUGAGCCCAUCAAUAAUAUUACGGUAAAUUUUGCUAUGCACCGAAAGGUAAAUGGAUACAAGCCUUUUUUAUACAACAUAACCAUUGAUGCCUGCCAAUAUUUAGAAAAGCGAAAUAAUCCGGUCAUUCGAUAUGCUCACAAGUUUUUUGAGAAAUAUUCUACUUUGAAUAAGUCUUGUCCCUAUGGCGAGAGCUAUGAAAUGGCGGACAAAGUUCCAAUUAGUUACGUGACGGAUGUACUUCCAUUCCCACAUGGAGAUUACGCCUAUUCAGUAGCAUUUUAUUACUACAAGAAAAAGGCGGGUGUUAUAACAGUUUAUGUGACAAUCUCCUGAGAAGCAGAGACUCGUGCAUUGAGCCUGGCCAAUUCUUUUUUAAUAGUUGCAAUUCGGCAAUCGGAGUUCGUUCUAAAUCAAAUAACAUUUUUAAAUAGGUACUUAUUUUUUAUUAGUUAAAAACCGUUUUUAAUCAGUUUGAAUACAAGCGUCGACAAAUGGAGAAUCGUGUUGUAAAGACUCAGUUCAAAUAAUUAAAACUUCGACAGGUCUCAAAGUCCAGUUCA